This is a messenger RNA of Aedes albopictus (Asian tiger mosquito), 2131 nucleotides long. RefSeq lists its product as uncharacterized. The record is from RefSeq and is a predicted model, not a curated record. Bases 102 to 1835 code for a protein of 577 amino acids. Lineage: Eukaryota; Metazoa; Arthropoda; Insecta; Diptera; Culicidae. The transcript is spliced from 2 exons.
ACAAGUUCUGUAAAAAUGCAGAAGCAAUAACCCGAAAGUUCCUGAAAGCCAACCCCAACGUCCUCGUGUUGAAAUCCGACAAAGGAAAUAAAACGGUACUGAUGGAAGCAACAGCGUACAAGGAGAAAAUGCACGAGUUGCUGCAGGAUAGAAGCACAUACAAUCCGAUAGCAAGCGACCCCACCUCACGAUACGAGCGACAAAACAACAGUCUAGUCAAACGUCUUCGAAAUCUCAACCUAAUUGACCAACGAACAGCACAACAGCUUACAAGGUACAACUCCGUUUGUCCAAGGAUAUACGGACAACCAAAGGCCCACAAGUCCGGCCUACCACUGCGGCCAGUCGUACCGAACGUGACGGCACCAUCCUACAACUUAUCCAAAUUUGUGGGAAGGACGCUACAACAGUCAUUGGUAAGCUCAUACAACAUAAAAGACUCCUACAGUUUCUGCGACUUCAUAAACAACAUAAGACUACCCCCAAACCACGUACUGAUAUCCCUCGAUGUGAAAGCUCUGUUCACUUCGAUACCAAAGUCCCUAGUGAUCAGUAGCAUAAUCAUGCGGUGGAACGAAAUCAGCCCACAUACCAACAUCUGUCUGGAUUUGUUCCUAGAAAUAACUGAGUUCUGCAUUGACUCAAGUUACUUCAAGUAUGAUGGUCAACAUUACGCCCAAAUCUUUGGUACGGCCAUGGGCAACCCCCUCUCAUCCCAUGUAGCCGAUUGGGUUAUGGAGACAUUGCUCGAUACUGUGACUCGCAUGCUGCACAUUCCGUUACCAUUCAUCAAGAAAUUCGUAGAUGACUUGAUCACAGCGAUCCCGUUGGACCAACUCCAACACGUUCUCGAUACCUUCAACAGCUAUGACCCCCACAUCCAAUUCACCCACGAGUUGGAAGUGGAUAACAAGCUACCUUUCCUCGAUAUGCUGCUAAUCAGACAUAGCGAUCAAAAAGUCACAACACAAUGGUAUCAAAAACCGAUCGCGAGUGGUAGAUUUUUGAAUUACCAUUCAUUCCACCCACUCAGUCAGAAAAUCAGCAUGGCCAAAAACUUCGCCAGAAGGGUCAGUUUACUCUCUACUGACCUCGAUGAUGCAUCAAAAGCCCGCAUCAUUGAUGAGCAUCUGAAGAUGAAUGGCUACCCCCAGUCGCUCCGACACCGAAUAACCAACCGUAUGAAUGAAAAGUCCACAAUACCAGUGGAACAACAAUCGGCCGAAAACCUGGAAUAUACUUACCGCAGCAUACCAAACAUUCCUCACCUGUCAAACAUGAUUGACAGGGCAUUCAAGCUGGAGUACAAGAACAUACGAAUGGCAAAAUACAACAUGAAAACGACAAAUAUGUUGUUCUCGAACGUGAAGGAUCCAAUCCCCUUGGAAAAUCAAUCCAAUGUAGUCUACCACAUUCCCUGUACAAAUUGCGAAGCAUGCUACAUUGGUAUCACCACCAAUCGCCUACGUACCAGAAUCAGCGGACACCAAACUCACUACAACACUAUGCAGAGACUCCUAGACCAAGGAAUUGACCCGACUGAUCCGCAAAUAGAAAUCCUUGGAGAACGGACAGCGUUGAUGAAGCAUAGCAUCGACAAAAACCACAGAUUCGACCUGAAAAAAGUGAAAAUAUUAGACCGAGCGAAAUCAACGUCCAACUUACAGUUCCUCGAAAUGUGUCAUAUCAAAAACAACGAACGAAGCAUAAACAGAAGAACCGAUACAGACGGUUUACAUGCUAUAUACGCAGGUAUACUAUAUGAAAUAGGCAAGAAAAACGAAUCACAAACAGAAUACGAAACCCAUGCAAAUGUAAACAACACAACACAGUAGUAGUCAACACCAACACACAAUACAACUCUCUAUUAGUAGUAGGCCCCACACACAACGAUACUCUCCCAAACCAAAAUCCAGUAUAGAUCGAAAAGUAUCGAUAAAGCGUAGGAGAUCGAUUAUCACGAUUAUCCGAUCGAGAAAAAGUUAGUUCAAGCUCACAGAUAAAGCUCCAAAAACCGGUUACAGUGUCGCCAAGAAAUAUUGCUACGAGCACACCGAAGUGGGCCGCCAUUCCUAGAUGUGGACAACCGUGUAUAGAACACCUCCCCUCCCCCCUCUUAACAACGGAACAG